Capsella rubella is the source of this 1840-nucleotide messenger RNA. RefSeq names its product mediator of RNA polymerase II transcription subunit 15. Lineage: Eukaryota; Viridiplantae; Streptophyta; Magnoliopsida; Brassicales; Brassicaceae. The coding region runs from base 39 to 1664 and encodes 541 amino acids. The record is from RefSeq and is a predicted model, not a curated record. The transcript has 3 exons.
GGAAGAGAUUAUUAUUAUAUAAUGCAAUCGUUCGAUCAAUGAAUACGGCUUUGUUCUCGGAUAAGCAGAUAAUGGAUCUGAUGAACGACGAUAAUAAUAAUUCACAAGACGGCGAUCACCAGAAGCACCGUGCCGGUAAUUGUAGUAAUAAUGGCUUGGAGUCGAAGAAGGAAGCGAUCUUUCCUAGCUAUGAUUUCCAGCCUAUCCGCCCUAAUGCCUCCGUCGGAUUGUCUCACCACGCCUUAGAUCUCGCCGGAUCUGUUAAUCCCACGGCGGCUAGGGUUUGGGAUGUUUCUGAUCCAAAACCGGUUGCAACUUCUUCCGCAAGAAGUUAUGGUUCUAUGGACUCUCUUGAACCUUCAAAGUUGUUUGCUGAGAAGGAUCGAAAUGCCCCAGACUCAGCCAUUUUAUCUGCGAUUGAUCGCACAAUGAAGGCACAUGCUGAUAACUUGAUACAUGUUAUAGAAUGUGUCAGUGCACGUCUAACACAGCUGGAGACCAGAACCCGAAAUCUUGAGAACCUGGUGGAUGAUGUGAAAGUUUCUGUUGGGAACAGUCACGGAACCACUGAUGGGAAAUUGAGACAGCUUGAAAACAUCAUGUUAGAGGUGCAAAGCGGUGUACAGUUGUUGAAGGACAAACAAGAAAUAGUUGAAGCGCAGCUUCAGCUUUCAAAGCUCCAAUUAUCAAAGGUAAACCAGCAGCCCGAGACACACUCUUCACAUGUUGAACCCUCUGCUCAGCCACCCGCAUCACUGCCUCAGCCACCAGCUUCUGCUGCAGCUCCCCCGUCUCUUACUCAGCAGGGCCACCCACCACAACAAUUCAUCCAACCGCCUGCCUCACAGCACAGUCUCCCACCACCUACAUCACAACUGCCUCAGCUUCCUAACCAGUUCUCUCCCCAACAAGAGCCUUAUUUCCCUCCGCCUGGUCAGUCCCAGCCACCUCCAACAAACCAGCCUCCAUAUCAACCUCCUCCUCCAAUUCAGUCACUGCAUCAACCACCUUACCAGUCACCUUCUCAACAGCCACAAUACCCCCAACAGCCACCUCCACAGCUCCAACACCCUUCUGGUUACAACCCGGAGGAACCACCUUACACUCAGCAAUCUUACCCACCAAACCCACCUCGUCAACCACCUUCUCAUCCACCUACAGUUUCCGCUCCAUCUCAACAGUACUACAACGCUCCUCCAACGCCACCAUCAAUAUAUGAUGGAGCAGGAGGGAGAUCCAAUUCAGGUUUUGCUUCCGGGUACUCUCCUGAACCGUACCCGUAUACUGGGCCACCUUCCUCACAGUAUGGCAACACCUCGUCUGUAAAACCGUCACAUCAGAGUGGAAGCGGAUCUGGUGCUUACCCACAGCUCCCAAUGGCACGCCCACUACCACAAGGUUUACCAAUGGCUUCAGCCAUCAGUAGUGGUGGAAGUGGCGGCUCCGGUUCCCCAAGAUCAGGAAGCCAGGCCCCAGUUGAUGAUGUCAUCGACAAAGUGGUUACCAUGGGGUUCCCAAGAGACCAAGUGAGAGGAACAGUGAGAACAUUGACUGAGAACGGUCAAGCUGUUGACCUCAAUGUUGUUUUAGAUAAGCUGAUGAAUGGAGAUAGAGGAGCUAUGAUGCAGCAACAACCACCGAGAGGUUGGUUUGGUGGCCGUUAGCUCUUGUUGUCUCGUAAUUGUGGUUUCACUGACAUUGUAUAGUCUUAUAUCUCUCAUGUCAGAUUUCCUCGAACUUGUAUUUGGAUUACCUUUGUGAACCAUUUGCAACUUCAUUAUCUUUUUCAGUGUGUUUGGAACUUGAGGCUUCAGACAUUUUAUUUAUCUUCAUUUGUGUA